This is a messenger RNA of Anolis sagrei ordinatus, 2742 nucleotides long. NCBI's taxonomy places the organism in Eukaryota, Metazoa, Chordata, Lepidosauria, Squamata, Anolidae. The record is from RefSeq and is a predicted model, not a curated record.
CUGCUGGACCAAGCUUCUCUAGUGCCAUGGCCCUCCACUGACCCUUUCUCCUCCUGCUCACUUGCCCCGGAGGUUCUGUAUCCACCAACAUGGAGAAGACCUACUCACUGACGGCACAUUACGACGAGUUCCAGGAGGUCAAAUACGUGAGCAAGUACAGCAGCAGUGGCACUUUGCCCAACGGGUUCAACCUCCAGCUGGGCACCACUGGGACCAAGAAGAAACACUGUGGGUUGCCCCGCUGGAGCCGCCGGGAGAUCUGCCUCCUCUCUGGGCUGGUUUUUGCGGCCGGCCUCUGCGUCAUCCUGGGAUGCAUCCUGGUGUUGAAAUACCUGGCUCUGGAGCAGGAUGCAUACUGCCUGGAGGGAUGCCAGGAGCGGAAGGCCUUCACCAAAGCAUCCCGCUUCAUCGCCACCAACAUUGACCCCACCAUCGACCCCUGCAAGGACUUCUACUCCUUCGCUUGUGGUGGCUGGCUCCGGCGACACGCCAUCCCCGAGGACAAGCUCAUUUAUGGCAUCAUUGCUGCCAUCGGGGAGCAGAACGAGGAGAAACUUCAGCAAUUGCUCUUGCAACCUGUCCGGAGGGCCUACCCGGCCUCAGCCGAGCGCAAGGUCAAGGAGUUCUUCCGCUCCUGCCUCGACCUGGCUGAAAUUGACCGCCAGGGGGCCCGGCCCAUGCUGGACGUCAUAGAGGACUGUGGUGGUUGGGACAUGGCCACCACUGGACGCCACGGACGAUGGGAUUUCAAUGAGCUGCUCUAUAAAACCCAAGGAGUGUACAGCACGGCUGUCUUCUUCUCACUCACCGUCAACUUGGAUGAUAAGAACUCCUCCCGCUACGUCAUCCGGAUUGACCAAGAUGGGCUGACGUUGUCUGAGAGAACCCUCUACAUGGGACAGGAUGAGGAAAGCGAAAAGAUCUUGGCUGCUUACCGGAUUUUCAUGGAACGUGUCUUGAGCUUGCUGGGAGCAGAAAAUGUGGAGCAGAAAGCCAGUGAAAUCCUGCACCUGGAACAGAGGUUAGCCAAUAUCACUGUUUCUGAGUACGAUGAUCUGCGCAGGGAUAUCAACUCCAUGUACAACAAAGUGACUUUGGGAGAGCUGCAGCGCAUCACGCCUAAUUUGAAGUGGAAGCGGCUUCUUGACCGAAUAUUCCACGACAAUUUCUCGGAGGAAGAGGAAGUGGUACUGCUGGCCACGGACUACAUGCAGCGGGUAUCUCAGCUCAUCCAUUCCACGCCAAUUCGGAUCCUCCACAACUACAUGCUGUGGCGCAUCGCAGUGGUGCUGAGCGAGCACCUCUCCACGCCUUUCCGGGACGCCAUCCAUGAACUCGCCCGGGAGAUGGAGGGGGCUGAGAAGCAGAUGGAGCUGAGCAAGGUGUGCCUGAGCCAGGCCAACAAGCACUUUGGGAUGGCAUUGGGGGCCCUCUUUGUGGAGCAGCACUUCUCCUCCACCAGCAAGGCCAAGGUGCAGCAGCUUGUGGAAAACAUCAAGCACAUCCUGGACCGACGAUUGGAAGAGCUGGACUGGAUGGAUGAAGAAACACGGAGGGCAGCUAGAGCCAAGCUCCAGCAUAUGAUGGUGAUGAUCGGCUACCCGGACUUCCUGCUCAACCCAGAAGCAAUUGACAAGGAAUAUGAGUUCCAAGUCAAUGAGAAAACCUACUUCAGGAACAUCCUCAACAGCAUCAAAUUCAGCAUCAAGCUGUCCGUGAAGAAGAUCCGGCAGGAGGUGGACAAGUCGGCGUGGCUGUUGCCUCCCCAGGCAUUGAAUGCUUACUAUCUUCCCAACAAGAACCAGAUGGUGUUCCCAGCUGGGAUCCUUCAACCCACUCUCUAUGACCCGGAGUUCCCACAGUCUCUGAAUUACGGUGGCAUUGGCACCAUUAUUGGGCAUGAGUUGACCCAUGGCUACGAUGACUGGGGAGGUCAAUAUGACCGGCACGGUAACUUGGUGCAUUGGUGGACGGACGCUUCCUACAGCAAGUUCCUGAAGAAGGCCGAGUGCAUUGUGAACCUAUACGACAACUUCACAGUCUACAACCAGAGGGUGAAUGGAAAGCAUACCCUUGGAGAGAACAUUGCUGAUAUGGGGGGACUGAAGCUGGCCUACUAUGCUUACCAGAAGUGGGUGCGGGAUCAUGGACCUGAAAACCCACUGCACUGGCUUAAAUACACCCAUGAGCAGCUUUUCUUCAUUGCUUUUGCCCAGAACUGGUGCAUUAAGCGGCGUUCCCAAUCCAUCUACCUGCAGGUUUUGACUGACAAACAUGCCCCUGAACACUACAGAGUCCUGGGCAGCGUCUCGCAAUUUGAGGAGUUUGGAAGGGUCUUCCAUUGUCCGAAGAACUCACCCAUGAAUCCAGCUCACAAAUGCUCCGUUUGGUGAAACGCCCACCCGCUCAGCCCACCAACAUAAACCCACACACAGUGUGCCAUAAAGAACCUGCUGGACCUUCCAUUGUGCUAUGUUUCGCCCUCUGGCCAGACGGAAAGCAAAGAGGGGAACUAUAUCUCUCCCUCCAAGCUGGAACUGACAGACAGAUGGACAAACUGAGAGAUGCUGCAGACAGGUCUUGCUUCCUGAGUCCAUUGCUAAGGUGUAAAACGGUGCCUGCUAUACACACAUCCCAGAAUCCCUUUCUCAUUACAUGCAGUAGACUCUCUGUUAACCAGAAAGCAAGCAACCAGAACUCUCAAGCAACUGUCAAAAAAAUAAAAAGAUAAUGCAUAAUGCA